GUUUGUGCUUCUAGCCCGGCCAGUGUGUGUGUGCGCGUGUUGUGUCGUACUCCUUUGGUUUACCUAUAUUUACCUAUCUACUCUCCGCCAUGUGCUGUGUAAUACGUGUGGAAGUACUGAGAUGUGUUCGUGUGGUGUGUGGUUGGCGGUGUGUGGUGCACUGGUGGACUAGUGAGCCGCCCCUAUUGUGUUCUGAGGCUUGGUGAUUGGCUUGGUGACUCCCACACUCGCAGCCUCCUCCUCAACGGUUUAUGGUGUGAUUUGCUACCAGUGCUGAUCAUGAGGCGCAGUAAGUGGGGUGUGGUGCCCUUUGAAGAGCCACCACGGCCACCAUGACUAAGAACCGGGUGAGCUUGCACCGAGGUAACUCCCCCAAGUCUCCACGGCGGCACAACACGUCGUUGCGCAAGAAGGCCCUUGUGAGGAGGAUCAGUGGGGAGGUGCAGUUUGGUGCGGCUUCCAAGGCUAACCUGAAGGUGGUGGUGAGGGUGCGGCCAAAGAACCAGCGCGAGGAGGAUAAGGGAGCAAGAUGUGUGGUGGACAUUCUGGACAAGCACAUGCUGGUGUUUGACCCGAAGGAGGACGCUGGCGAUGGGUUCUUCUUCAAGGGCACCAAGCAACGGUGUAGGGACUUGAGCAAACGUCAGCCCUUAGAGAAAAAAUUUGUAUUUGAGCAUGUGUUUGGGGAGCAGGCCACCAAUGAGGAGCUGUUUGAGGUCACUGCACAUCCCCUCGUUGACACACUCCUCCAGGGAUACAACUGUUCAGUGUUUGCCUACGGAGCCACGGGAGCAGGCAAGACCUUCACCAUGUUGGGACGGCCUGAGUGUCCCGGCAUCACCUCCCUCACCCUGCAGGAGCUGUACCAACGCCUUGAUGAACUCAAGGGCCAGAAACGGUGUGAAGUGGCUGUCUCUUAUCUUGAGGUUUACAAUGAGACGGUGCGUGACCUCCUAGGCACCGGAAAGCCUUUGGCACUGCAAGAAAUGGGCCAACAGGUGAUGGUGCCUGGCCUCUCUCUUCAUAAGCCAGGCAAUGCUGAAGAGUUACUAGAUAUGCUGGCCCAGGGGAACAGCAACCGCACACAGCAUGCCACUGACGCCAAUGCCGAGUCCUCGCGGUCCCAUGCUGUGUUCCAGAUAUUUGUGCGUCAGCAGGACCUGGAGGCGAGUGCUAAGGCUACUGUCACAAUAUCUAAGCUGUCUAUGAUUGAUUUGGCUGGGUCUGAACGUGGGGCUGCCACCGGGUUCAGAGGAGUCAGGUUCAAGGAAGGUUCCAGCAUUAACAAGUCUUUACUGGCCCUUGGUAACUGCAUCAAUGCACUGGCGGAUGGGCAGCGUCACAUCCCUUACCGAGACAGCAAGUUGACACGCCUCCUGAAAGAUUCCCUGGGUGGAAACUGCCGCAGCGUGAUGAUAGCUGCCAUGUCCCCAGCAUCCACCUCCUUUGAGGACACAUACAACACCUUGCGUUAUGCUGAGCGUGCCAAGACUAUCAGGACCACGAUCAGAAAUAAUGUAAAAAAUGUUGACCAGCAUGUAUCAGACUAUAUCAAGGUUGUGGCUGGCCUUAGAGAAGAGGUCACCAGUCUGCGGCAAAAGUUAAAGGAAUAUCAGACCAUGGAAGAGGAGUGGAAGAUGGAGCGUAGCGAGUUGAAGGCAGCAGCCCUCCAGCCAUCUACUUCAGCGCCGGAGGAGGAAGUGGUGGCGGAAGGGCUGAAGGAGGAAAUUAUAUCUGAGGAGGAGACCAAGGCCCAACAACAGCUGAAAGAUGCGAGUGCUGAACAAAAAGCACUCCGGCAGGAGCUGCUGCAGCUGGAGGCAUGUUACAAGGCUACAGAAUUGAAGCGUCACCAUUGGGUUGCCCGUCUGGCCAGGGUUCAAGUUGUUGCCUUUGCCUCCUCCAAGCUAGACAAGACACUAAAGAAAUGUGACCGCACCAUCAGUGCUCUUAACAACAGACUCUCACAGACUGCCUCAUGCAUUGAGACUGUGAAGAGGAAGCUAACUGUUAACCUUGCCAAGAUGCAGGAAGCCCAAGAGGCCCUGAGCUGCUUUGGGCUUGAGCCAGGCCAACUCUCCAAAGAUUCCCAGAAUCUAGUGGAAAGGCACGAGGCCAAUCUUGUCUUGCGAGGCAGCCAUCAGCUUGGGGAACACCUGCAAACCUUGCUGCAGGAGGGCUUCAGGGAGCAGCACAUGUCAGAGCAGCUUGUCCAUGUGCUUCUUGGUGCUGUGAGGGACCUCUACUUGCAGCAUUAUGAAAAGGAUCAGAAUUGUCCCAAGGCACGGAGUACCUUCCAGCAUGUGGUGGAUGGCCUGGAUGAGUGCAGGAUAGCAUGGGCUGACCAGCAGAGUGUGGCUGAGGAAGGGGAUCGCCAGGCAUCUGCAAAUGGCCAAUCUGUAGUGAGCGAGCUUAAUGCAGACCACUUCACCAACCUUCCCAGCCUUACCACGUCAGUCAUCUCGCCAAUCGUCGUCAUUGAACCACACACCAGCUUCAGAAAAUCCAGCCUGAUGUCAAGUGUCAGUACAUCUGUUCUACCUGUUCUACCACCACACCAGCCAUUGGGAAAUACUUGUCCCUAUGUCACCAGCACCACUUCACAGCCCCAGCCCAUCAGCACCUCACCCAAGCCUAUACAAGACUAUCACCCACAAAAUAUGCAGGGUGAGGGGAGUCUGAACGCUACCAUGACCACCACCACCACCACCACUACCACAGUACUGGACACCACCACCACCACUACAGUACUUGACCCCACCCCCACCACCACAGUACUGAAUACCACUCCUACCACCACAAUACCCACUUCUCCACUGCUCUCCUCCCUAGCAAAUCAGAUAAUAAGAGAUAUGGAUGAGAGACGUUCUAUUCUCACAACCAGUGCAGCUACAGGCCCACGAACCACUACCACUGCUUCCGGCAACGCAACAUCCACUCUUUUGAACACGACUUACAACUAUGUUCCUUAUGCAUCUCGGCUCUCCACCCUCACUAUCCCCACUACCCCAAAUAGGACGGUGAGCAUUGUUUCGCCUCCAUUCAUGCUCGAAUCUCUCGUCCUGCCCAGUUCUCCUGCCAGACCUCUCAACACCACCAUUGAUAUCCCCUCCACUAGUUCAUGUGCCACAACCAUUACAGCUAACCCUUCCAGCACUUCCAGUGGUCUUCACUCUGACUCCAAACUCUCUGCUGCAUCAAGGGUGCUGAAUGCAACCAUUGAUGUACAGUCACCCUUGGUACUGUCCAAACACCAACAGACACAUUCAACUUGUGAAGUGCUUAACAAGGCACACAGCGAGACCAACCUGCUCCAAAGGGUUUCCAGCACCUCACAAUUAAGCCAUGCAGAUGAUCACCUUGCAGUCCCACCUCAAGUAGGCAUUGGGGCUGUUACUAGUGCACUGCCUUCUGCCUCCACCACCAUCACCACCACCACGUCUGGUCCAGCUGUGGCCCGUCAACUCUUUUUGGGUGACAAAGCAGGAUUGAACUCUACCUUUAAUGUACCCCAAGGGGAUCCCACUACCUGCCCUUCAUCUUCAGAUCUGCUGAGGGAAGUACCACUCAGAUUGCCAGGUACUGUGGGACAGGAGUCGGCCAGUGCCCGUUCUCCACUUGCGCCCGUCACCAAUAGCCAUUCCAAUCUUCUUACUAUACCAGAGAAGAAGCCGAUGAAGCCCCCAUUAAUUAAGGGUUUCCGUGGAAUGGCUAACCGAAGAGGAAUGACUCGCACGCCACACAAGCUGGCCCAGUCAUUCACUCCAAGAAAAGAAGCCGGUCUUAGGAGAAGUAUCAGCACUCCAUCCCUUAUAUGCCAGCAGGCUCCCAGCAAACACCUCUCUUCCACUACCAAGAAAAAGUUGAAGGUAUUUGGAGGAUCUCUUCAUCGCACAUCAAGUUUCCUGAAGGGCAAGAACAACCAAGAGAACAUGCUGCCCCAUCACACCAGACAACCCUCUGCAGGAGUGCUCCGCUCAGCCUCCCCUUCCAGCCACCCCAAAUCUCCUGGUCUACUCCGCAAAGCAUGAGGUGCGGGGCUGUCCCUCUCACCUCCUAGCCCAAGCCAGGUGGACAAGGAGGUGGCAGCAGCAAGCCAUCACCCAGCCGUGGCAGGGAGGGGUGAGGGUGUGGCAGCCGUCAUUGCACCGUGGAGUGUACAUGAGAGUGCUUGGUUUAGCCGCACAUCCUGGCUUCAUUCUCCUGCCUGGCUCCACCUUCCCUCAAGUGACAUAUCCCACCUAUAAAUUUAAAUACUAUGUAUAUAUGUAUGAUUGUUGAUCUCUGUAUUAUAAAAUAGGUUUCAUACAAUGAGGAUGUCUGGAGUUUUUUUCCCCAGGAAGAUGUUUAAACAUUUUAUAUAUUCCUUUUAUUGUUUUAUAUAAUGCAUAUUUUUAUUGGAUAUUAUAUGAUGUACCUAAGUAUGAUUAUUGUAUGACUGGCUCCUCAGGUGCCAUAUAUGCUUUAAAUUUGUAAUAAAAUUUUAAAUAAA
Messenger RNA from Portunus trituberculatus (swimming crab), 4492 nucleotides. Its product is annotated as kinesin-like protein KIF18A. Bases 333 to 4031 code for a protein of 1232 amino acids. The transcript is spliced from 16 exons. The record is from RefSeq and is a predicted model, not a curated record. Gene Ontology annotation, biological process: microtubule-based movement. NCBI's taxonomy places the organism in Eukaryota, Metazoa, Arthropoda, Malacostraca, Decapoda, Portunidae. Gene Ontology annotation, molecular function: microtubule motor activity; microtubule binding; ATP binding.